AUGGCAGACCGCAAGGAGGAGUUUCUGCGCCGGCCGCUGUACAUGUUCGGUUUGCCGGCCGACGUCCUGUCUACACUUGCGCCCGUCCCCAAAGACCGCACAAUUGGCGUCGCAGCCCUGUCGUACUCGUCAACACCGGGCCGGUCCAACACGCCAGGGCUCAGCGAAGCAACGGAUGCAGCGUCUGACGUUGGUAGCGACGUCACCGUAUCCGGCGAGGCCUGCGCACUCUGCAACCUGGCGUUUGCGUCCCACGCCGACAAGCGCGACCACUUCAAGUCCGAUCUGCAUCUCUUCAACCUCAAGCAGAAGCUGGCCGGCAAGCCACCCGUGUCGGAAGACGAGUUUGAGCGCCUAGUCGGCACGCUCGACGAGAGUAUAUCGGGCUCCGAAUGGUCCGAGUCGGACUCAUUGUCGGAUCUAGAGGAGGAGGAGGACGGCGACAACGACGAGAACGACACAAAGAGCGUAGCUGGCUCCGUCGGCUCGACCACGACGACCACGAGCACAAACACCAAUGUUCUGGCCUCGCUGCUCAAAAAGCAGGCUGUCCUCGCCGAGAAGAAGAAGAAGCGCCGGUCACAACGAAACGACGACGGCGACAGCGGGUCGGACGCCGGCGGCACGACGCCGGUCAGCCAGCCCAAGACCCACAAGCAACGCCAGCGAGAGGCCGCUACGGCGGCAUCCUUGCACGCGCUGAUCUGGUUCAGUUCGCCCCUGCUGCCCGCCAACAGCUACUUUGGCGUCUACCGGGCGAUGUUCACGGCCGAGGAACUGUCGCCGCCCGCCGACCCGGCGACGGGCCAUGUGCCCGCAGAGGAGGACGAGGUCGAGCGGUCAGCGCGGCUCCUCAAGGCCGUCCACUCGCGCCAGCUCCCUCCCAUGCAACCGCCGCCCAACAACGCCGCCGCCGAUAAGGCCGCUGUGACCUACGCGGGGCGUCACGUCUUCAUGUGCAUGCUCGGCGGCGGGCACGUCGCCGCCAUGGUCGUGGCGCUGGCCCCGCGCAAGGCCAAGGCGGGCACCGUGCCCAUGAACCGCGAGGCCACGGUGCUCGCCCACAAGACGUUCCACCGCUACACGACGCGCCGCAAGCAGGGCGGCAGCCAGUCGGCCAACGACGCGUCCAAGGGCGCCGCCCACUCGGCGGGCUCCACGCUGCGCCGGUACAACGAGAAGUCGCUCGUCGAGGACGUGCGCGCGCUGCUGCGCGACUGGAAGCCGCUGCUGGACUCGGCCGACCUGCUGUUUGUGCGCGCCUCGGGCACCGCCAACCAGCGCACCCUCUUUGGGCCCUACGAGGGCCAGGUCCUGCAGCGCAACGACCCGCGCCUGCGCAGCUUCCCCUUCAACACGCGCCGGCCGACGCAGAAGGAGGUGAUGCGCUGCUUCAUCGAGCUGACGCGUCUCAAGGUGCGGGAGAUUGUGCCGGGCGGCGGCGAGGACACCGGCAGCGGUGGUGACAGCGGCACGCAGGCUGUGCCUCCGCCGGCGGCCGCACUGACGGCCGAGCAGCGCCUGCAGCGCCAGCAAGAGCGGCGCGAGGCGGCGAAGCGUGCCGAGGCGGAGGAGACGGCGCUCAUGCACACGACCCAGCUGCAGGCCCUCGCCCGCCGCUCCAAGGUGCCCGCGCUGCUGGCCUACCUCAAGGCCCACGGCCUGGAGGCCGCCACCUACCGCUUCGCGCCGCCCGGCGCCGCCCAGCACCACCACGCGCCCACCUUGCUGCACUACGCGGCCUCACAGAACGCGCCCGCGCUUGUGAGUGCGCUCCUGCUGCGUGCCGACGCCGACCCGACCGUGACGAACGGCGACGGCAAGACGCCCUUUGAGCUGGCCGGUGACCGCCCCACACGCGACGCCUUCCGCGUGGCCCGCGGCGAGUUGUCGUCUGCGUCCAAACCGAUUGACUGGGACGCCGCGCGUGUCCCCUCGGCCAUGACACGCGCCGAAGCCGACGAGCGCGAGUCCCGUGAAAAGGCCGAGGCUGCCCGCAAAGAGACGGAGCGGCGGCGCGCCGAGGAGACGCGUCUGAAGGAAGAGGCGGCUGCGGAAAAGGCUGCGUCGGCCAACAGCGGCGGUGGUGGUAGUAAACGCCUCGUCGGCGUGCUCAAGUCGGCCCAGGAGAUUCGCGAAGAGGAGGCACGCGGCCUGACGCCCGAGCAGCGGCAGCGGCUGGAGCGCGAACGACGGGCACGUGCUGCUGAGGCACGCCUGCGACAGAUGCAGCAGGGAAAGUAA
This is a messenger RNA of Sporothrix schenckii 1099-18, 2244 nucleotides long. Its product is annotated as c2h2 finger and ankyrin domain protein. Bases 1 to 2244 code for a protein of 747 amino acids. The transcript has a single exon. Lineage: Eukaryota; Fungi; Ascomycota; Sordariomycetes; Ophiostomatales; Ophiostomataceae. The record is from RefSeq and is a predicted model, not a curated record.